This is a messenger RNA of Fonsecaea nubica, 1335 nucleotides long. RefSeq lists its product as hypothetical. The record is from RefSeq and is a predicted model, not a curated record. Gene Ontology annotation, biological process: positive regulation of transcription elongation by RNA polymerase II; transcription elongation by RNA polymerase II. Gene Ontology annotation, molecular function: RNA polymerase II complex binding. Bases 1 to 1335 code for a protein of 444 amino acids. Lineage: Eukaryota; Fungi; Ascomycota; Eurotiomycetes; Chaetothyriales; Herpotrichiellaceae. The transcript is spliced from 2 exons. Gene Ontology annotation, cellular component: Cdc73/Paf1 complex.
AUGGCCUCCUCGGAUGCGCUGCAACUGUUGCGGUCCUCAAUUGCAGCCUCCAAACCCCCAACCCUUACAAAGACCUCAGAUCCUGCCACCGCCGAAGCAAACCAAACAGAUUCGUUAGUCGAGGCGACACACCUCUACUUCACACACCCCGCCUCACAAUGCCUCCCUCUAGACACGAAGACACGGUUUACGUCGCAGAAUCCGGACACUGCCCAAGUUGAUCUACGCAGCAUCUUCUUCGCCUGGCAGCAAAAGGAUGUUCCAGUGCCCGAGUACAUUGCUCGCGCAGCCGAGCUCGACAAGGAGUUACCCGAAGGCCACAAAGUGCGAAAUCUGAUUUUUGUCGAGCGCUUGGACUUGAUCACCUGGCUCGAAGGAGCCUCGGAAGAGUCGGAAUACAUCAAGCCCAUUGAAGGCGCGGCUGCUCUGGGAGAUGCGGUCAACAGGGCAGCUGAUGUUGCUGGUGGUGCGGCUGUGCCUACAGUCAGUGGCUCGGGGGUCGGUGUUACACAAUCCGCUGGUGGGAGACCUGUCAAGGUGAUCGAUGCGCGGCUGCAGGCAAUUUACAACGGUGAACGAAGGAUGGGCGAUCACAACACAGUGUUACGCGGGAUCAAGCCCUCGGACUUCUCACAUGUCCGUAAGCAUGCAGAAACCUUCCUGGGGCGACGAAAAGGUCUCCCUUCAUCUUCACGACCAGGUAGUCUUCCAGCAAAGCCAGCUCAACUGGCCGCUCGACCUGCCGCAAACUCGUCCAAACCACUUGCAUCGGCCGUGUCCUCGAAACGAUCCGACCCGAUCAUCCUCCUUUCUCCAUCCGCAUCGUCUUUGCUCCGCAUGUCCAACAUCAAAACAUUUCUCGAUACUGGCCUGUAUGUGCCCCCGGACCAUCCCACCCUGUCUACCCAAACCACAGCCAAUCUGCUGCACAUCACCCGCACAAUGCAUUCUCUGAGCGAGAAACCGUACCGCUUCAUCCUCGUCGAUUCUCCCGAACACUUCAAGCCAGAUUACUGGUCCCGGGUCGUUGCUGUUUUUACCACCGGUCAGAUAUGGCAAUUUCGAGGCUACAAAUGGCGAGAACCACAGGAGUUGUUUGGUCACGUCCUUGGUAUUUAUGUCGGAGAGAAGGGUCUACCCAUCCCGGCUGAAGUUAAAGGGUGGGGAUCCAGCGUCAAAACCUUUGCUGUCGAAAGGUGGGAUGAAAGAGCACACGGACAAAAUGUUGAGCAAGAAACGAGGAUGUCACGACGGUGGAGGGAUAGAGAGACUGUAGAGGAGGUGUGGAGGUCUAUCGAGGGAUACAUGAGAGGCAGAGGGGAAUGGAAGCGAUGA